GGCUUGCUUAGAUGCAGCAAGAGUUGCCGGCUCCGGUGGACGAAUUACCUCCGGCCGGGGAUCAAACUCGGGAAUUUCACUGAACAAGAGGAGAAGAUGAUUACCCACCUCCAAGCUCUUCUUGGAAAUAGGUGGGCCGCCAUAGCAUCAUACCUCCCUCAAAGAACAGACAACGAUAUCAAAAAUCACUGGAACACACACUUGAAGAAGAAGAUGGCAAACAAAACUAAUAAUGAAAAUGGAAAUUCAUCAGAUAUCACUAAAUCUCAGCCACCUUCAAAGGGCCAAUGGGAAAGAAGGCUUCAAACAGAUAUCCAAACAGCCAAACAGGCCUUGCGCGAGGCCCUUUCACUAGAUAAACCAUCAGGCCCAAAGCCCAAGCCCUCUGCCCCACAAAUUGCCAGCCCAAUCUAUGCAUUGAGCGCAGAAAACAUCGCUCACUUACUCGGUGAUUGGACGAAAAAGUCCCCAAAAAAAGUUUAUAGGCCGGGUUCGCCCGACAGUAACCCUUCAUCGGCGGGCCCGACUUGUAGCCCGAGUGAGGGGCAAAUGAGUAAUUUCACUUUUGCCGGGUUCAAUGCUUUAACUUCGGAGAUUGACCAAGAUGUAGUUGCAAGUUUGACUAGUGCACAUGAAAAUGAGCUUGUCCAAGAUCAUGAGGGUAAAAUGACCCAAAUGCCGCUUUGCCUGCUGGAAAAAUGGCUAUUUGAUGAGGCGGCUGCACAAGGGCAGGAUGGGAAUUUCAUGGAUACGGCCUUGGGACAAACUGCUGAUUUGUUCUGAAUUACAAAUUUAGAAUUAAGGACAAACAAAAAAAAUUGUAAUUUUGUUAAGCAGUUUGGAAGGUGUUUUGUUCAGCAGGUUUAUACUUUUUAGGAUUUGAACUAAUAGUUUUUUUGUUUUUUUGUUUUUUCUUUUUAACGUCUAAACUUUUUCAAUAUAUGAUGUCAUGUGUUUGGAGAACAGAAAUAAAGCUUCAGAUAACACUGACUUUCAUGAACAUUAGUUAUUACUCAU
Molecule: messenger RNA, 1017 nt
Organism: Striga asiatica
Lineage: Eukaryota; Viridiplantae; Streptophyta; Magnoliopsida; Lamiales; Orobanchaceae
Source: the annotation of a GenBank genome assembly